Messenger RNA from Cottoperca gobio, 6153 nucleotides. RefSeq names its product fibronectin type III domain containing 1 (gene fndc1). The record is from RefSeq and is a predicted model, not a curated record. Gene Ontology annotation, molecular function: protein binding. The transcript has 22 exons. NCBI's taxonomy places the organism in Eukaryota, Metazoa, Chordata, Actinopteri, Perciformes, Bovichtidae. The coding region runs from base 30 to 5531 and encodes 1833 amino acids.
CUCUGCAGCAGUAGCGCGCCACACUCACUAUGGCUUUAGCCGCAAGCAGGACCCUCUUGGCGCUAUUCGUUACGUUUUGCGCACCGGGAUGCGGAUAUUCAGCAGAGAAGCCCCUGCGGUCAAACAAUGGGAAACAGACAUCUGUGGAUAAGGGCCUGAGAGACAGCUGGGAGCCUUCUAUUCAUCUAGAUGGAAGACCUGUGGACCGCUUCGUCAUCAGCUCCAGCAAACCCACCAGGUCUCACCGCUUCACUAAAAUGGGAAAGGACAGUCGCUCUCAUCUACUGGAGGAUGUAGACCCUGAAUGGGUUAACCUGGAUGGCUUUGCUGUGCUGGGCGGUGCACCUGUCAGCAACUCAUCAGCAGGUCCAGCCAGGUCUCCGCAAACUCCUGCCAGAAAACAGCCCUCUGUACAGCGGGCCGCCAGGGUGGACAGAACAGCGAGAACAUUGGCCGUGUCUAAUACCAGGAGGGCCCCACAGUCCUCCUCAGGUCCAAGGCAGCCUGAGAGAGCUUUGGCAGGAGCUCCCCCGCUGGAAAGGAGACGCCAACACCACACAAAGCCUCAAUCUGACCAGAGAAACCGAAACACAGCUAAACUAACAUCUGAGUCCGUUCAUGUGGUGUCACUGCAGGCACAGAGAUCCUUGGGCCGGAGCGCACCCGCCAACAGAGCCGUCGCAACCAAAACAACCACACCAGAGCCACCAGAGUACGAGGCCCGGGACAUCGGUGUCAGGGUUAUGUCUCCUCAGUCGGUCCUCAUCUCCUGGGUUGACCCUGCUGUUGAGAUGGGGAAGGUCGAGCCCGGGGUUAUCAGAUCCUACACGAUUAGGUAUAGGGAGAAGGGUGAGUCCGCACGCUGGGAGUACAAGGACAGCACCCAGAGGAGGCUGUUGAUAGACACCCUGUCUGCUGACGGCAUGUAUGAGUUCUCUGUCAGAAUCUCUCAGGCAGAAAAUCAUGGAAAGUGGAGCGUCUCCGUCUUUCAGAGGACCCCUGAGUCAGCACCAUCUGGGCCACCAGAGAACUUCGAGGUCAAGCCACUACGAGGGAAAGGAACUGCUGUUAUAGCAACAUGGGAUCCACCUGAAGAACCCAAUGGGAGGAUAAGAGAGUACAUCCUGUCUUAUGCUCCUGCUAUGAAGCCAUUUGGAAUGAAAAGUGUGACGUACCGUAGCAGCAGCACUACAGCCACCUUAGAUGGCCUCACACCGGGAGAACGGUACAUCUUCAAGAUUAGAGCCACCAACAGGAGGGGUCAGGGACCACAGAGCAAGGUCCUCAGUGUUGUCAUGCCAGGAUCCAGCAGUGCUGCCUCAUCGAUCUCAAAAACCAAGGACAGCCGCAGGACUAGCCACACCCCUUCCAAACAGGAUACUGACCAUGAAGAAUUAGACCUCCAGUCAACACAGGUGACAAAAGAACCAACCACAACCCCUCAACCACGCCCUGCUGCACCUGUCAACAGGCGUGGACGUCCACUUUCCCAGUCACGCUCCUAUCACGGCAUCUUCUCCUCUGUAAGGGGCUCAGUCAGACAGGCAGUGAACAGAGGGUCAUCCAAAGGAAGAGCUCAAGAUAGAGAAGAUGAGAAAGAGGAAGAAGAGGAGAAAAUGCCCACAACGGCAUCUCCAGUAGAAGAGACGACAACCAUGGAGGUUGUACCAGAGACAAAAGAACCAGUCAACGAUGUUUCCCCUGAAUUUGAAGAUGAAGGUGGAUAUGAUGAAGAGCCUCUGACUACUGAGACCCCCAGCCUCAAAGUUUUGACACCCUCCCCAACUAAACGCCGUCCCAAUCCACCGCCCAGAAGGCCCAUUAAGAUCAGGGUCCAUCAAAAACCAGGAUCCAAGGCUGCUUCCUCCUCUUCAUCUUCUUCUUCUUCACCCUCCUCAUCUUCUGCCACUUCUUCCAAUUCCUCCUCAUCUUCUACUUCCUCUUCAUCAUCAUCAUCCUCACCUUCGACAACCUCAUUGUCCUCCUCUUCAAGUAUUCAAGAGUCGGCAGCCAGUAGAAAGGACUAUGUGGCUUCCACAUACCCAGAGAGCAAAGACUCCUUCGAUAAGGCCAGCAUAACACACGCAAAAGCCUCCUCUACAGUUUUAAAAGAGACCAAUUCUCAGCAGACAGACGCUGCAUCUGUUGUGAGAGGUUCGGCUUCAGUGGGGCGCACCAUUGGGUCUGGGUCGGGCUCUAGAUAUGGUUACAAUAGAAGACAUCAUGGGCUUUUGUUUCGAGGGAAUACAACUCGAAUGCUGAAUGGUUACAAACCUGCCCUCACCUCACAGUCAAACUUACCAAGCAGAACUUCAAACACACGUAGUUCAGCGUCACAGUCCACUUUACCAGACAGGACUCAAAACCAUGGAACAUCCCAUACUUUAAAUUCAGCCACAUCCAGGUCCCCUUCAGGAAGUGCAACCCAAAGUCAGGCAACAUCAGAUGCAUAUAAUUCUGACAAAUCUCAGUCCACAUCAGGGUCUAGGUCUGAAGGCUCUACAACUUCGCAGAGCUCGGGCACCAAGCCAUCCACUUCACAGCGCAGCUCAAACCACCCAUCCAACACAGACUCUGCAGGCUCUUCUCAGUCAACUUCACUCAGAGGAUCUCAAAGUUCUGCAACUUCACACAACACACAGAGUUCACGCACAUCACCUGAGCGAGACACAACAUACAGAGAGGGAAAUGAUGACAGUAAUUACAAAAACACAGACGCAGAAUUAACCAAAGUUGAAGAGCCUACUUCAAGCUCUAAACCACAACCCACAGAGCAGGAGAGAGGGGAGGAAGAGGAAAGGAGCAAAAGUAGUAAUGAAAAACCUGUGGUUCCUCGUACCAGAAUGAACCCCUCAUUUGCUGAAAGGUUCCCUUGGCUAGCUAGCCGUUACCCAGGCAGGUUUGGAUCAGGGACGAGAGCUUCAUCUUCAAGGCAGGAGGGUAAAACCCCCUUUACCAGGACAUCAUCCUCCUUGGGGGCUGGCAGAUCCAUCUCGAGGGGGACACCCACUAGGGUUUCAGGGGCUGCAGGUGCUGCAGGAGUGUCCACGAUACAGGAGACUAGUGAAGAUCUAAGGACUCACGACCUACUAAAGAAUGGGGUGGGGGUGGGUUCAGUUAAGCCUUCUUUAACCAAUCAAAAUACAGCAUCUAGUGAUGCUAGAAACCCAUCUACCUCAUCCUCUUCAUCAUCUUCAGCAGCCACUUCUUCAAACUCUGAUUCCCAUCCUUCCUCAGGUGGACACGGAGCCUCGAGUGAGUCGGUCCAUAGAGGAACCUCAAAUAAUAACGAUCAUAAUGAGGAUUAUCUCCAUGAAAGAAGUAGAGAAAUCAGUGGAAACAAUGAUAAAGUUUCAGAUGCCACAGCGCUCCAAAAAAAUCCUACAAAAACUUCAACUAACAGAAAUAUAGAGGACAAUGAUAGUGUGGAUACAAGGGAAACUUCUUCCAGGACAAGACCUGGCUCCCCAUCAGGAGGUACGUCAUCUUUUCGCCGUCCUGGUACGGGGGUGAACGGGAGGGGCCGCUCUCCUCUCAUUGCAAACAGGCAGUUUGGUGGAUCUAAGCUUCCUAUCAGACCACAGCCAGCACAGAACUCAAGACUGGGUUCUUCAACGUCUGAUGCCUCCUCAUCAUUAUCUGACUCCUCUUCUUCCUCAAAUGUUCCCCAGCCAGUUUUGACCACAGAUCGUGACCUUGUCAGUGGCAAUACUGUGACAAAGACAGGGGGGUUAAAUGGAGGCAACUCCCAGUCUACAUCGUCGUCCUCAACAUCUUCGUCAUCAUCUAGAGACAACUUUCAGCGCCAGGGGGUUCGGACUCGCUAUCCGAUUGUUAGAGGGAAACCAAACACUGGAGAACAAAUCAAGCCUGCCAAUGGAAACGGAAAAAAUGGACGACCCAAUCUGACAGCAACAAGUGACAAAGAGUCCUCUUCCUCUCAUGGAACCAGCAAGGCCGUUGGUCAAAGGUUUAUCACAGGACCUGAUGGAAACAAAUGGGUGGUAGACUUUGAGCGGGGGGUGCUUAUGAACCAGGAUGGACAAGUUCUCCAGGACUCCCAGGGCAAACCUAAGAGAGUGGUGCUUGGAGAGGAUGGACGCACGAUUUUUGACCACAUGGGCAGUCCCCUGGUAAACCAGGACGGCAUGGCUCUGUUUGGCCAUGGCCGAGACAGCCAGCCUGUUGUAAACCCCAAAGACAAGGUCCUCAUGGUUGGAGGGAAACCUGUACUUGGCUUGGACCGUCCUCACCACAGGAUCACCACCACCACCACCACUACCACCACCACGGCUCCUACUACCACGCCUGAACCCACCACCACUGAAUGGAUCAUAGACUCUACCACUGCACCACUUUACCCCACCUGUCCACCUGGAACCUUCUCCAAAACAGAUGAAUAUGGGUAUCCACUGCUGGAUCCAGAAGGGAUAUUGGACUGUUAUCCAGAAGAGGAAUCCUCAGGAAUGGAAAUGGACCACAUGGUUACAUUGACUGACGCUUUAGCUCUUAAGGAAGAUGAGUUUUUGGUCCAGACCACCCUGCCACCCUCAACCACCACUACAACCUCCACCACCAGCACCACAGAGAUCCCGACUCCAGAGCCAGACACCAGACCAUCCAACCACGGCCCGUCAUCUGAGCUUGACCUCAGUGGGAAGAAACGAUUCACAGCUCCCUAUGUGAACUACAUCCGGAAGGACCUGGCGUCUCCUUGCUCCUUGACGGAGGCUCUGGAGUAUCUGCAGGUCGACGUCCUACAAGACCUGAUAGAGAAGGACAUCCUGGCAGCCAAUCAAAAGCAGCCUCCCAAAGACAAGCCUCAUAACUUCACCGUGGUCGCCAUGGAGGGCUGCCACUCAUUUAUCAUCCUGGACUGGGGCCGCCCAAUGAAGGAUGAUAUGGUGUCAGGCUACAUGGUCCACAGUGCUUCAUAUGACGACAUCCUCAACAAUAGAUGGUCCUCUCGACCCUCCAGCGGGACGCACCUGGCUGUGGAGAAUCUCAAACCCAACUCUAGGUACUACUUCAAAGUGCAGGCCAAGAAUGUGUUUGGUUUGGGACCCGUCAGCAACACACUCACCUAUGUCACCGAAUCAGACGACCCUCUUCUCAUCGAAAGACCACCUGGUGGAGAACCAAUCUGGAUCCCCUUUACCUUCAAGUAUAACUCCGCCCACAGCAGCUGUACGGGCAGCCAGUACGUCAAGCGGACAUGGUACAGGAAGUUUGUGGGCGUGGUUUUGUGUAACUCUCUGCGAUACAAGAUCUUCAUGGGAGACGGUCUUAGAGAUCCCUUUUACAGUAUAGGAGAUACAUUCGGCCAGGGAGAGGACCACUGCCAGUUUGUGGACUCCUACAGGGACGGGAGGACAGGUCCUGCCUACCUCUCAAAUAAUCUGCCCUCAGCACAAGGAUUUUAUCGCGCCUACAGACAGCAGCAGGUUUCAUUUGGAGUCGUUGGCCGACGCACACCCCAUCCUUUCGUGGGCUGGUAUGAAUGCGGGGUGCCCAUCCCCGGGAAGUGGUAACACAGGAGGAGACGUUGUUACAGAGGGCAACCCAUCUGCAUCCUGCUGCAGGCUCUUACCUUCACUGGUCUCGCCCUUAAAAACAGACUUUUGCCUGCCACAAUUAAAUGACACCACUACAAAUUUAUUACGUCUUCACAGAAAGAGAAUAUAAUACUUUUUAAACAACUCAAUGUAUAUCAUUACAAUGCACUUUUUUAUAUAAAGCAGUUUGUAUAUGAGGGGGAAAAGAAGCAUGUGUGCUCUUGCUUAGUGUAACUCUUGUCUUAACGUGUCCUUGUACUAUCCCCAACUAUCCCACAGACUCACCCAGUGUUAUUUAUCUCAUCAAUAAUGCACACAUACGGUCAAACCCGUGACAUUGGACCAAAGCACAAGCUGCAAAGCAAACUGUAAGAAUGGGCGCUUAAGGUGUGAAUAGGUCUGUUCAUUUUCAAUCGUGAGAUUUGUAUUUCAUAAUGUAACGGCUACUUUGUUGUUUAUGUGUGUUGUUAACCCAUCAUACUGUUUUUUUGUUUUUUUUUAACACUCUUUUGGUAUUCACCAGAAUUCAUUAAAAGUUACUGUGUAAGUUUUGUACGUAUACGGACAAAGAAUAAAAGACCAAAUAUUUGCUCAGGAA